Molecule: messenger RNA, 1710 nt
Organism: Lytechinus variegatus (green sea urchin)
Lineage: Eukaryota; Metazoa; Echinodermata; Echinoidea; Temnopleuroida; Toxopneustidae
Product: somatostatin receptor type 2-like
Exons: 3
Coding region: 418-1710 (430 amino acids)
Biological process (GO): G protein-coupled receptor signaling pathway
Cellular component (GO): membrane
Molecular function (GO): G protein-coupled receptor activity
Source: RefSeq, a predicted model, not a curated record
UACAAUGAUAAUUGUGGAUGGGGUGACAUGGUUUCUCUUGGAAGAUAUAUUUGGUUUCUCACGUCUCCCCCCCCCCCUCUCUCUCUCUCUUUCUCGGCUCCUGUUAGUUUGGUGAAUUGGUGAUAGGUGUGUGAACACGUUCCUGUAAACGCAUUACAUUUUGUAUGGGCUAUAUUCUACAUCAGCGACUGCAAAUAGAUUUAUCCAUGAUGACUGAUUGAAUCGCAAAAUUUAGAGUCACGGUGGCGUCGGACAAAUAUAUUAGAGAUCAUCGUUCAUUUCUACGUUGUCCAAAGAAGGGUACAGUCUGCCUUAAUUUAUGCAGUUAAGCAACCAAGGUAACUUCGUUGGAAUCCUAAAAAAAAGACACGCUUCUAUAGUUCCAUGGUAUUUUUAUCAUUCACGUCAUCGUAAGUAAUGUCGACGUCCGCGGCAACAACCAUGACGACGACAUCGAGCUUCGCAGGGAAUGCUACCUGCAUAGGAUUCUUAAAUAAUAUGAUCGCUCCAGAAGACUGUGAUUUUUUAAAGAAAGCCUCGAUGAUAUUCAUCAUCCUAAGCAUCAUCCUUCUCAUCUGGGGUCUGUUAAACAACGUCAUUCUCCUGAUCAUCAUCUUCACAAAUGGACGAAAGAUGAGGACGAUCCCGAACAUGUUCAUCGGUAACAUGGCGUUUCUUGGUAUCCUUUACCUUGUCAUUGUCAGCGGUGGUAACCUCCCGCUGUUCGCCCAAAUGGCAUUUCAAAUCAGGAUCGUCAAGGAUUCAUCCAUGCCAACAGGUUUAUUCUUUGUUCAAAUGUUUGUUGCUACAUCAUCCUUCACAAUAUUAGUUAUCCUAGGACUUGAUAGAUAUCUAGCCAUAGUACACCCUCUGCGAUCAAGACCGUAUCGAACCAAGAAGAGAGCUAUCAUUGCUAACUCCUUUGCCUGGAUUAUUGCAGGUAUAUGUAUGAUUCCAUUAUUUCUUGGUGGUGGAGGCAGUCAAGAUAUCUUCCAGGUACACAGCAGCCCAAGAAGCAGGAACGCGAUGAUGAUCUUCAUGAUAUUUGCCUUCUUGCUUCCGCUUGUCUUAUUUUUCGUGAUGUACCUAGCCAUCUUGAAAGUGAUUUUGCAUAACCCAUUAAACACGCAGCUACAGGGAGAAGAGCAAACACGACGGUGGAAGCAGCGAAUUCAAAUCUUCAAGUCAAUAUCCCGUGUUGUCUUUACUUUUACGGUGCAUUAUGGGUACGCGUUUGGGAUAUUUCUCUGGCUCAUAAAUGGCGGACACACCAAAGUCAGCACUCGUUUGAGCAAUGUCUUGUUUUAUUCUGCCUUGUUGGUAACCUAUCUCAAUACAUGUAUAAAUCCUCUGGUAUACGCGCUUACUCUGGAAUCAUUUCGUCCAUUCGUCUACAAGCUGCUCUGUCCAAAGUUUUGUAAUCUGCGGAGACCACAGAAGGGCGCCCUCAAUACGACCCAAGACAACCCAGGGAUGUCAGAAGCGCACAGGACGGGUCAGGACAACGGGAUCCGUAUCACCAUCGAUUUAGUAUCAACUGGAUCCAACAGUGAUAGGAACCAGGAUGAAGAUGAGAUAUCAUCGAAUGGAAUUAUAAACCAAGCUUAUCAGGAGUCCAGCAGAACAGAUGGAGAAUACCCUUCAGAGAAUGGCUCUGCCUGUCUGACGGAGGGAGAAGUCAUUACUGUUACACCCACGUCCCAUGAAUGA